Molecule: messenger RNA, 2340 nt
Organism: Pteropus alecto (black flying fox)
Lineage: Eukaryota; Metazoa; Chordata; Mammalia; Chiroptera; Pteropodidae
Gene: KLHDC7B
Product: kelch domain containing 7B
Exons: 2
Coding region: 1-2340 (779 amino acids)
Molecular function (GO): protein binding
Source: RefSeq, a predicted model, not a curated record
AUGAUCCAGGGACUCUCAGAGCCUGCUGGCCCUGGCUGGGGCUGGGAUGGGGACGGGGAUGAUGACUGGGACAGCGCCGUGCUCACCCUGCUGGCACUGGCUGUGGUGGCUGCCACCGCACUGGCCUUGCACUGGUUUGGCUCUGGGCAGGACCUAGAGGCAGCAGGACCAGCGUCCACAGGCCCCCCGGCCCAGCCCCUGGCGGGUGGAGCUGGGCCAGCCCUGCCCCCAGAGUCCGAGGUCAGUGGUGGCCUCCAGGGACAGAACUCCGGGCAGGGGGAGCCAGACCUUCCAGGAUGCGGCCAGGGGAGUUCGCCGACAGCAGGCACCCAGGAUCUGCAGCCCCCAGGAAGCGGAGACCUGGCUGCCAUAGCCGUACCUGCACCCAAGACUGUUGGCGAGGUGGCCAGCGGAGGGGCCUUGGGACAGCGGCAUGGCGAUGCCACCCCAGAAGCCCCCCAAGGUAAAGGAAGGGAGCACCUCAGGCCAGGUGCUGCCCUCCUGGGUAAGAGCCAAGUAGGGGGUGCCUCCGCCCCUGUCCUGAUACACUUCACUCCUCGGAGUCUGAGCAAACAGGUGGAGGGGCGGGUGGAGGCAGGCGGUGUCCCGGACAAGGUGCCAGCUCGCCAGGCCCAGGUCCGCACAGUGGAACAGUAUGCUACCUCCUGGCAACAAGGAGUGGGGCCACCUGGCUUCCUGGGGAGAGGCCCAGGUGGCCGGCGGUGGCAGGUGGAUGACAGCUCAGGAGCUAGAACCUGCUGCCCCCCAAAGCUGGACCCCCUACGCCUGGGCACUGUGGUGAGUGUGUGGGACGCUGUGGAUGCAGCUGGCAACCUCUCUGCAGGCUUCCAGAGGUCCCCUUAUCCCCAGGAGCUGCCCCCAUCGGACACCGUGCAGACCGGGCCCCUGACAGAUGUCUCAGAGAUGGGGCGGGACCCACAGCCAGUCCCCAGGCCGCGGAAGCGCAGCGUGUGCGAAAUAGCCGAGAGCUCUGAGCUCAAGCUGAGCCAGGUGGCCCCAGGACAGGUGCCGGCAGAGAGGCCCAGCCCUGUGGGCAGCAGGGACAUCCUCACAGAGAGGCAGAAAGAGGCCCGCAGGCUCAUGGUGUUUCUGCAGAGGCCGGGGAACUGGGGGGCGGUGGAGGGACCCUGGAAGCCCAGCUCCCAGGCCCGAGAGCUAGCCUCGGCGGCAGCUCUGCAGCGGCGGCUGGACCUGGGCAGCUGCCUGGAUGUGCUGGCCUUCGCCCAGCAGCACGGGGAGCCCAGGCUGGCCCAGGAGACCUACGCCGUGAUGAGCGACAAUCUGCUGCACGUGCUGGGGGACUCCAGCCUGUACCGGCAGCUGAGCGGGGCUGACAGGGAGCGAAUCCUGAGCCUUCGGACUGGCCGCGGCCAGGCCGUGCUGGGGGUCCUCGUGCUGCCCAGCCUCUACCCGAUGAGCCGCUCAGGGCUCCCCAGGGGCCCUCGUGGCGACGAGGCUCCUGCCCACGGGCCCGCGCCCCUACUUCCUCCAUCGCACCUGCACGUGUUCAGCCCCCGGGAGAACAGGUGGCGGCCCCUGACACAGGUGCCGCAGGAAGCGGCGCUGCGGGGCUGCGGCCUCUGCACCAUGCACAACUACCUGUUCCUGGCGGGCGGCGUCCGAGGCUCGGGCGCCCAGGCCGUCUGCACCAACGAGGUCUUCUGCUACAACCCGCUGACCGGCGUCUGGAGCCAGGUGCGGCCCAUGCUGCAGGCCCGUGCGCAGCUCAAACUGGUGGCCCUGGACGGGCUGCUCUACGCCAUCGGGGGCGAGUGCCUGUACAGCAUGGAGAGCUACGACCCCCGCACGGACUCCUGGACCUCACGCGCGCCCCUCCCUGCGGGCACCUUCCCUGUGGCGCAUGAGGCUGUGGCCUGCCGUGGGGACAUCUACGUCACCGGGGGCCACCUCUUCUACCGCCUGCUCAGGUACAGCCCCGCGAAGAACGCGUGGGAUGAGUGCCCCUACAGUGCCAGCCAUCGGCGUUCCAGCGACAUGGUGGCCUUGGGGGGCUUCCUGUACCGCUUCGACCUGCUGCGCGGCGUGGGCGCCGCGGUGAUGCGCUACAACACGGUGACCGGCUCCUGGAGCCGAGCCGCCGCCCUGCCCCUGCCCGACGCCGUGCCGCUGCGCUGCACCGUGCUGGGCAACACCAUCUACUGCCUCAACCACCAGGUCACGGCCACCUUCACAGUCUCUGAGGGGACUGCCCAGUUCCAGGCCGAGGAGCUGCAGCCGUUCCCCCUGGGGAAAAAGGGGGUCCUCUGUCCGUUCAUCUUGACCCUGCCCCCCGCGGACCCGCUGCAGACUGCCCUCUGA